This is a messenger RNA of Hippocampus comes (tiger tail seahorse), 2204 nucleotides long. It is a transcript of the gene izumo1, whose product is annotated as izumo sperm-oocyte fusion 1. The transcript has 10 exons. Lineage: Eukaryota; Metazoa; Chordata; Actinopteri; Syngnathiformes; Syngnathidae. Gene Ontology annotation, biological process: fusion of sperm to egg plasma membrane involved in single fertilization; sperm-egg recognition; heterotypic cell-cell adhesion. The record is from RefSeq and is a predicted model, not a curated record. Gene Ontology annotation, cellular component: plasma membrane; acrosomal membrane. The coding region runs from base 202 to 1272 and encodes 356 amino acids. Gene Ontology annotation, molecular function: signaling receptor binding; protein binding involved in heterotypic cell-cell adhesion.
UGCGUAUGUUGCAGCAUCGAUUGUGUGUUCUGUUCAUUUGAAGAGAAAAUGACACUGGCAAUGCGUGUCAUCAUGAACACACAUCAUCAAGGACUUAACCUGACACAUAAACGCUUUGAUACUUUAUGAUCACCUGUAGUGUAAUGACUGAACUCUUGACUCUCCCCUCAUCUUGAUUGCCUUUCAAUAAACAGCAGCACAAUGAAGAUGAAGCUUUGGUUGGGACCUCUGGUCCAAGACAUGAUUUUCUUCAAGGGGAGAAUGCUGCAGUGGUGGGCAGUCAUACUGAUGCUGUGCUGCAACACUGUGAGUGAGGCCUGUCUGCAGUGUGACAAAGAGAUCUUGAACACGCACGAAGACUUUUCCUUAUCUGCCUCCACUCCACAAAAGCAAAUCGAACGGGAAAAGAUUAUUGAUAAUGUCUAUAGCAAAUACAAGGAAGCAAGCCGGGAACUGAAGGGCAUCAUAGAUCCGACCACCCUGUACAGAGUCAAAACUGAGUACCUGAGUGAAUUUAAUCGGUUCUUGGAUGCAGAUUACAGUGGACUUUCUCAAAGAGACUUCAUUCAUAUCAUUGAACAAGGGAAGAAGAUUUUAGUCACACACUUGAAAAAGUUCAUAGCUGACAAAUUGUGCCCCAACAAGUGUGGGCUCUUGCAGAGACGGGUAAUGGAUUGCAUGUCAUGCAAGUACAAGAUCUACAGCUGUCCAUCUCCGUCCGGCAAACUGGAUUGUGGUGAAUACCAGAUUGAGGCUGAAGAGGGAGGACAUGCAUUUCUGGACUGUUUCCAACCAUGGCAUUCACUUGUUUUUGGGAGCCUCUCAUACACCUGGACCUCUGACACAAAGGUCAAUGGUCCGAACUCAGGAUAUAAGAUAGUAAUGGAGGAGUCUAGCAUGGUGUUAAAUCAGCUCCACUUGAGGGAUCAGGGGACGUACCGGUGCUCACUGACGGGCCAAGAUGGGACUGAGUUCUACCGAGUUGCAGUGCACUUGACUGUCACUCGAGCGCCAACCGAAACAUAUCGAUCUAGCGUUUCACUGCCUGCGUUGACUCCUGAAGACGAAGAAUCACUUCAACACGACAGAGGCGCGCUGGUUCCGCUCAUGGCUGUAGUCACGGCUCUUAGUCUGGCAGGUUGCCUCAUCUUCAUUGUUGUCAUUGGAAAGAUGAUGAUUCAGCGAAGAAAAACAUCGGCGACACAGAGAAGCAGGGUGGAGGAAGAAAAUAACACAUUCACCUCUGUGUGGGCCAGAUGGCGUGCACAGUAAAUGGUUCUUGUGGGAUUGGAAAUUUCAAAUGUACUUGAUGUUUUCUUGUCAUGCUGUCAUCGCUGGUCCACCCGAUUGUAUUUUGGUCUCAUCCGACCAAAGCACCUUCUUCCACAGGUUUGUGGUGUCCCCUUUGUGGCAAACGGGACUUCUCAUGCCUGUCUUUCAACAGUGGUUUUCUUCUCGCCACUCUUCAUAAAGUGCACUACUUAUAGGAAGUGUAGUUGCUCUAAAUUUUUGCACAACUUUAUCCCUGACAUGUCUGAUGUGUUCCUUUUGUCGUGAUGCUGUUUUUUUACUCACAUUCUGUAACAAACAGCCGAUAACUUCAUAGAGUAGGUAAAUGUAAACUGAGUAAAAUUGUGUUGGCCUAUCUUAUAAAAUUUGUUUGUGAUUGUAAGGUCAGAAAAUCUGAAAAAGCUUUCCAGAAAACCACCAGCCAUAUGGGAGGUGAGUGGGCGGCCUGGUCACAUGGGCGUUCACGAUACGAAUUGGAUGAUCUCAGCAUCUGGGUUGCAGUGUUUUUCAGAUAUUAAGUACUCCCGCCAUACAAAUAAUCCGGGAUAAUCCCCAUGUGGGAAGGAGGUAUUCAGAAUUUCUAUUCUAUCUAACAUAUUCUUGUCAAGAAAAUUUGGGGUUUGACUUCCGGUUUAAGGAGAAAAAUCCACCUAUUUUUCUCCCAUCUCGGGGAUGCCUUGUAUUGCCCACUUGCUGUUGACUGAGAAUGACAUCACAGUGCCUAAGGGUUCAGGUAACGACCGUCACGGCUCACGUUUUUCUGGGUUCGGUCGUGUGAUCUUCGCAAGAGGAGCCCUUAGGCACUGUGAUGUCAUUUUCAGAACGAUCCUUUAAAGACAAGGCACAAUGGCAUUAUCAAGUAAUGAUACUCGGAAUCAGCAAGUAUUCAAAUGUCAGUGCUAAUACCAAAAAAA